Exophiala viscosa is the source of this 957-nucleotide messenger RNA. Its product is annotated as serine hydrolase FSH. Gene Ontology annotation, biological process: secondary metabolic process. The transcript is spliced from 2 exons. The coding region runs from base 1 to 867 and encodes 288 amino acids. Gene Ontology annotation, molecular function: hydrolase activity. Lineage: Eukaryota; Fungi; Ascomycota; Eurotiomycetes; Chaetothyriales; Herpotrichiellaceae. The record is from RefSeq and is a predicted model, not a curated record. Gene Ontology annotation, cellular component: nucleus; cytoplasm.
AUGAGACUUUUGUGCCUUCAUGGCUAUGGCACCAAUGCGGCUGUCUUGCAGAACCAGCUCCAAGUAUUCUUGUCACAGGCGGAUAGGGAGAUUGAGCCAUUCUACCUUGAGGGCGAGAUAGAAGCCCCCAAAGCAGCCAGCUUGGGCGCAUUCACCACGGGUCCCUUCUACUGCUACUACGAUGCCUUUGAUCCAGCGAAUGUAAAGAAGGCACUGGAGAUGUUGGACGAGGUCAUCGAAGAGGAGGGACCGUUCGACGGAAUCGUGGGCUUCAGUCAAGGCGGAUCACUGGCAGUGGCCUAUAUGGUGCAACACGAGAUCGACCAUGCCGACGAACCGCUGCCGUUCAAGUUUGCCAUCAUCUUCUCCAGCGUCAUCUCCUUCAGCCCGGACGACAGGUAUUGCGACGGUAUCAUUCGCAACCUGAGCGAGCCUGAAGUCCAGGCACUUUCCCAGUUUCCCGCCACCGAUUUCUCCCUCUUGCAGGAUGCUGGUGCAAGGAAGAUGUUCGAAUCGAUGGCAGAGGCGCUGAGCGCAGGACAAGAAGGUGGCUUUCUGUCCGCACACCCGGAUGAGGACGUAUUCGCGCGAGGGGACACUACCAGGAUCCCGCGCAUUAUACACCCGGAUCUUGUCAGCCAGCGAAUACGCAUCCCCACCGUUCAUGUCGUGGGCAAACAAGAUGAUCCGCUUAUGAUCCGUCAGUCCCAAUUGAUGUACCAGGUCUGCGACCCGACGGUGUCGAAAUGGCUGGAACACUCAGGCGGCCAUGACGUCCCUCGACAAUUGGCUGAUGCGAAGGCGGCUGUCAAGGCUCUGGAGUGGGCCAUCUCGGAGAGCCAACAGCAAGUAUGGGCUAGACUCUGAGUAGCUUAUUCACGAUUAGGCCAGUACGCAGUUCGAGUGGAAGGGAUUUGUCCGGGGCGACUGUGCCAGGAACGUCGGAGGUUUGACGCC